Candida albicans SC5314 is the source of this 777-nucleotide messenger RNA. RefSeq names its product Asr2p (gene ASR2). The transcript has a single exon. Lineage: Eukaryota; Fungi; Ascomycota; Pichiomycetes; Serinales; Debaryomycetaceae. The record is from RefSeq and is a predicted model, not a curated record. The coding region runs from base 1 to 777 and encodes 258 amino acids.
AUGUUGCGUCAAAGUUUAUUCAGAGCAAGAGUUGCAUUUCCUUUAAGAACAUUUACAACAACUAGAAAUAACCGAGGCAUCAUCAAAGAAUCCGCCAAAGUUCUUUUUGGAAAGAAAGGUGAAGAAAGUGUUGAGCAAGGAGAAAACAAAGUUAAAGCCACACUCGAUGAUGUGAACAUAAAGACUGGGAAAGUCUUGGCUGACGGUAUCCAGAAAACACAAGACACAGUUGACGAUGUGGGUAUAGGAGCUGAAGAUAUUAAGAAAGGCGCCGAGGCAAUUAACCAGAAAACAGGAAAGGUUUUAGCUGACGGUAUUCAAAAAGCCCAAGACGCAGUUGAAGAUGUGGAUGUUAGUGCUGAAAGCAUCAAGAAAGGUGCUGAAGCAGUCAACCAGAAAACAGGAAAAAUCUUAUCAGAUGGUAUCCAGAAGGCUCAAGAAGUAGUUGAUGAUGUGGAUAUCAGUGCUGAAGAUAUUAAAAAAGGGGCUGAGAAAGUCAACCAAAAGACAGGUGAAGUUUUAUCUGAUGGUAUCAAAAAAGCUCAAGACGUAGCUGAGGAUGUUGAUGCUGGUGCGAAAGACAUCAAGAAAGGAGCUGAAGCAGCUAACAAAAAAGCAGGAAAAGUCUUAGCAGAUGGUAUUCAAGAUGCUGAAGAUCUUAGUGAACGUGUACAAGCAAGACAUGAAGUUAAAGAAAACACCAAAGGCUACGCUAAUUUAGAAGACAAAGGAAGAAAAGUUCCAGUUGAACAGAAUAGACCAGAAGAUUUGAUGUAG